CCUGCCCUGGGUGUUGCCAUCAGGGCCUCUGCAAAGCCAAUCGUUUGUCCUGCUGUCCUGCAGAGCAAGAUGGGGAUCAUGGCUGUCCUGAUGCUGCCCCUGCUCCUGCUGGGGAUCAGUGGCCUGCUCUUCAUUUAUCAGGAGGCAUCCAGGCUGUGGUCAAAGUCUGCCGUGCAGAACAAAGUGGUCGUCAUCACCGAUGCCAUCUCAGGACUGGGAAAGGAGUGUGCUCGGGUGUUCCAUGCAGGUGGGGCAAGACUGGUGCUGUGUGGAAAGAACUGGGAGGGGCUGGAGAGCCUCUACGCUACCUUGACCAGUGUGGCUGACCCCAGCAAGACAUUCACCCCAAAGUUGGUCCUCUUGGAUCUCUCAGACAUCAGCUGUGUUCAAGAUGUUGCCAAAGAGGUCCUGGACUGCUAUGGGUGUGUGGACAUCCUCAUCAACAACGCCAGCGUGAAAGUGAAAGGGCCUGCCCAUAAGAUUUCCCUGGAGCUCGACAAAAAGAUCAUGGAUGCCAACUACUUCGGACCCAUCACCUUCACCAAAGGUCCUGUGAGUCUCAUUUUCCUCUGGGUCUGUGGGCCACCAAAUGCCAUGGAAAGGCCUAUGGUGCCACCAGGUGGCCAUCUGGUUCUAGAAAGAUUUCUUCAACCCAAGAAAGUUCAGAAUUUGAACACCGAAAGCUUUCGGGUCCCCAGCUGUAAAUGUUGGCCACAAAAAGGAAGUGUCUUGCCAGUGUAUUCUCACUUCACUGUGAAACUCUGCCCCCGAUUCACAUUCCACUCGGUAGCUCUCUCGUUGUACCCAAUCCACAGCUCCCCUGUGAGUCUGUCUCUCUGGGCCACUGUCUUCAGCUUUUGCCUAAGUUUUGCUACAAAGGCCUUACAGUUGUUCUUCCCUCACCGUGGGAGCUGGUCAAAGGUUCUGUCUUCAGAAAUGAAGGAGAUGGGGCUGGGAGACGGCUCGGAGGGUAAAGCGCUGGUCCAAGGCGAGCAUGAGGACCAGAUUCCCAGCACAACAUAAAAGCUAGGCAUGGUGGCACACGGUUGCAAGCUCAGCUCUGGGCAGGGGUAAGAUAAGAGGAUCCCGGGAGCUUGCCGGCCAGCCAAUUUAGUCAAAAUAGCAAGAUCCGGGUUCAGUGACAGUCCCUGUCUCCAAAAGGAAGAACAGUCAAAGAAGACACCCAAAGUCGACCUCUGGCCUCUAUGUGUGCAUUCAG
Peromyscus californicus insignis is the source of this 1219-nucleotide messenger RNA. It is a transcript of the gene Dhrs7c, whose product is annotated as dehydrogenase/reductase 7C. The transcript is spliced from 3 exons. Gene Ontology annotation, biological process: regulation of release of sequestered calcium ion into cytosol by sarcoplasmic reticulum. The record is from RefSeq and is a predicted model, not a curated record. Lineage: Eukaryota; Metazoa; Chordata; Mammalia; Rodentia; Cricetidae. The coding region runs from base 70 to 1023 and encodes 317 amino acids. Gene Ontology annotation, cellular component: sarcoplasmic reticulum membrane. Gene Ontology annotation, molecular function: all-trans-retinol dehydrogenase (NAD+) activity.